Molecule: messenger RNA, 7155 nt
Organism: Camponotus floridanus (Florida carpenter ant)
Lineage: Eukaryota; Metazoa; Arthropoda; Insecta; Hymenoptera; Formicidae
Gene: rdgA
Product: eye-specific diacylglycerol kinase
Exons: 11
Coding region: 1810-5802 (1330 amino acids)
Biological process (GO): diacylglycerol metabolic process; intracellular signal transduction; lipid phosphorylation
Molecular function (GO): protein binding; ATP-dependent diacylglycerol kinase activity
Source: RefSeq, a predicted model, not a curated record
CGACGAGCCCUGGCCGUUAGUCCGACCGGCACUCUCGCCACGCCGUGUUGCCUCGCUAAGGUUAUCGGUUUGCUCGCGACUGGCGACGUAUCGAGAGAGAUUUCGAGAGACCUCGGAUGAUCCCAAAGGAGAAUCCCAAAAGAGGGACAAAGAGAAUCUGCGGAUGAAUUCGCCCCUCGCACGACAAGGCUUUCGGCAUUUCGCAUGCGGUAUAUUACAGACGCUUCUGUAAUGUCCCUAUUGGUAAGGAUUGAUAUAUCGCAUUUGUUGGAGACCGAGAGACAGGGAAAGGAAGAGACGGUUCUUGAGCACGAUGAGAGUGAUGCAGUGAUGCGCGAGCUUCUCGGUGAAAUAUGUUCUAUCAUUGAUCGAGCGUAUGGAUCGACCGACGUGGCGAAGGUCGAGAGCGACCUAUCGAGCCUCUUGAGCGGAAUAUUCGUUUUAUAAAACGUAGCUCGAUCUAAUUUCCGAAAUUUCAAUAUAUCUUUUGCAUCAGCUAACAACAUCGUCCUGGAAAAAUCCAAAGAGUUUUGACCUUCGUUAUCACGCUUUAUUAAUCGUCGAUAUCUUUAAGGAGGAGCAUUUGAUGACGUCGCGAGUCGUCAAACCUCCAAGAUACUGACGAUUGAAAUAUUUAAUGUAACACGAGGAUCGAUCGAUCUUUGAUGGUGAAAUCACCGAAGCUCUCGGUGUCGCCUCGUGCCUCCUCAGUGAUGCUUAUGAUUCUCUAUCAGCUAUCGACAACGGAAUCUCUAUCACGCUAUCAUCGUCAAAAUAAAUUCCGGUGCUGAAAAACUCGAUCGAUGAUGCUAGUCACUCGAGAGGUGAGAGCCGUGCCGUGAGGGCGGUAGUGAGGAGAGAAAAGGAGAAAGGCAGAGAGAGAAAGAGAGAGAGAGAGAGAGAGAGAGAGAGAGAGAGAGAGAGAAAGUGAUUGAGUGUUGAGCCAUUGAGAGUAGGUAUGACAGUGAAAAAACAUAGAGAGAGAGAACGGGAACAAUGAUGGGAUAAAAGUUUAUCCACCUCGUCAUAAUACCGUCAAGUUUUGCCGAGGCCGUUCUCGCUGUACGUUUGACCUUUUAUUCGUGCACCCGCUGGUCGACGCACUCGAAUAUUUUGAUCGGCCGAAUAAAGCCGUAGUAAAGCUUCAACGGAAACUGACCGGCUCGAGCGAAUUUAAUUGAACGAUGUAAUUUGGAAAUAAUCUCGUAAUCGAAAGCAGUGUGAUUCCUUCAGAUCGAUAUCGAUCAGCAACGAAUGUCAAGAUUGACAAUAGCCGCACGUUUCUACGAAAUUUGUAUCGAUGUUGCGCAUGAACGCAUUCUGAAAUUGCUUUAAAAUAAACUAAUUCUUCGUACUUGAAACGAAAUUGUGUCUUUUUCCCGACUUUAACGAAUAUCUCUUGUGAUCCCUGAUACUAUUUAUCUUUGCAUUGUAAUCCGAUUGAGAUCUAUUCGAACAAUUUUAAAGGACCUUCGAGAACUCUAGCAGCAUCUCUUGUAAUCUCAUUAACGGUAAGGACUUAGGAUGGGCUGCAAAUCGGCAGCUAAGUUUCUUCUAAAUAAAGAGACGGUCGCAUCGCCGUCGUCGUUGCCAUUAUUCUUUCUAAGGUGCAAGAAGACGGUUCAAGAACAAGGAAACGAGCGUGGUGGCCAUCGCGAAUCCGAUCUCGACGACGAGGAGGAAGGCGAAGGGGGGAACAACGCGAGCGAUCGUGCCAUUUUAUUCGAAAGAUCGUUUCCGUUAAGAGAUAAUAGCGGAAUGUCCAAUAACGUGGACAACAGCGUCGCCAGGUAGCUAUCAGGCUAGAGAAUGCAGAGAUUGCGCUCAACCUUCAAGAGGUCGCGUACUCCCACGGGAGCGGAAAUGAAGUCUCAAUCUAGCCUCGAGGUGCCCAAGCAAAUCAGAUCGGCCUCCUUCGACGAGAUACAGUUGCAAACGAAGCGAGACGAUCGUACGAAUUCCUCAUCGUCCUCCACGUGUUCCUCCGCAAGAUCGCAGGAUUCGACUCGCGGCAGAAGAGGCUCGUCCACCCUCAAGGUACCCCAGCUGCAAACCGGCCAACGAUCCAAGAGCUUCGACGCGUAUUCCGGAAGCCCCGGGUCGUUCGCCGGCCAACAGUUGCUGUACGGGAUCGAACGACCGGAAACGCCGAUCAUCCAAGUCUCCGGAUGUUACCAUUGUGCCUGCGUCGAGGAAUACAGGAGCCUCUGGCUGGCCGAGGACUUUGCUAGAGAAGAGGCUGAAGCCGAGGGGCUCCACGAAGCCGACAGCGGCACUUCGGAUUUCUCCGAGAACGAGUCGGAUCAUGAGGACGAGUCUAAGCGAGACGGUAGCCCGGAAAUCAGAGUUAUCCUCACGCCCGACGAGCCACCAGGUGACCCACGAUGCGUCUCGCCCAUAGUCGAGAUCGUGCCCGAAUUGGAUUCCGAGAUCAAGGUGGUAGAGUUUUCGGAGCUCAGGCAGCGCAGACGAUCGCUCGCCUCGCCGAAGCUAUCCAGGCAGGAGGCUCUCACCACCUUUCCCCUGGAGCCACCCCCUGUGCCGGUGGAGACAACGAUUAGAACGACCAUUGAGGCGGACGACGACGACGACGACGAUGAAGAUAUCGAGGCGAGCAAGUCCAAGCUCGUUGUGCGCGACAUAUUUUUGACCGUACCAGACCUGAAGCGGGAUCGCGCCGCUUCCGUCGACUCGUGUUUCAAUAAUAAUAAAAAUGGAGGCGCCAACGAUACGGACUCGUUGGCGGUACCGCAGCAGAGUAUCAGAUCAAAGAGCGUCGACAUCGUACUACCGACGGACGCUCGUACGAGGUAUACGGCGUUGCUGCCCGGAAAGGAAUCGCGACUUCCGAUAGGAGGGAGAGAAGAAACUGGAGAAGACAGAGAAGGGGGCUCGAGUGGUCAACGUGAGCCUCGAUCUACACCAGAUUGGGGUCCAAAUGCAUUUAACGGGGAACAUAUUUGGGUGCCAACCGCUACAUCCGGUGACUUUUGUUACAUCAAUGAAUGUUCCAAACACGGACCCCGGUUGAAGUGUCCCGCUUGUCGUGUAGUGGCCCACGCCUGCUGCGUCGCAAGUUUAGAGUUCGCUUGCAAGCCAAGCUUUCGCGAUGUGGGUGUGCGUCAGUAUCGCGAACAAACGACAACUCAUCAUCACUGGGUGCAUCGACGAUAUCAGAAGGGUAAAUGUGCCAAUUGCAGCAAAUCUUUCCAAUCGAAGCUCAGCUUCAGCUCGAGAGAGAUCGUGGCAGUGAGUUGCAGCUGGUGCAAGACCGCUUAUCACAACAAGGAAGCGUGUUUCAACGUUCACAAGAUAGGUGAAAAUUGCGAAUUGGGCACUCACGCCUCGAUCAUAGUGCCGCCGUCAUGGAUCGUAAAGCUCCCGCGAAAGGGGAGCUUCAAGAGCAGCCUUAGACGAUCACCCAGGAAGAAAAAAUCUAGCGGCGGUAGCGGAUCUUCCGGACGUCGGAAAAACAAGGAUAAAGAGAAAGAGGAGAAAGAAAAAGAGAAGGAGAAAGAGAAAGAUCAAGGAGAGCUGUGGAUCGUUAAACCCAUUCCUACGACUACGGUAAAGCCCGUUUUAGUCUUCAUUAAUCCGAAAUCCGGCGGCAAUCAGGGCUCCAAGUUGUUGCAAAAGUUCCAAUGGUUGCUCAAUCCGAGGCAAGUUUUCGAUUUGACACAAGGUGGUCCGAAAAUGGGACUGGAACUCUUUAAAAAAGUUCCUAAUUUACGUGUUUUGGCUUGCGGAGGCGACGGUACGGUCGGUUGGGUUCUAUCGAUCCUGGAUCAAAUCGGUGCGUAUCCAGCUCCGGCAGUCGGAGUGCUUCCCCUAGGCACCGGAAACGACCUGGCAAGAGCUCUAGGAUGGGGAGGCGGUUACAAGGAUGAACCGAUCGGAAAGAUUUUGACGAGUAUAGGUGACAGCGAAACUACUCUACUUGACAGGUGGCAAUUAAAGGUCGAGAGAAACUGCGAUGCCAAGAAUGAUGACGAUGGCGGCAAGGGCAAGGAGAAUUUGCCGCUUAAUGUUGUUAACAAUUACUUUUCCCUCGGCGUCGAUGCUCAUAUUGCUCUCGAGUUUCACGAAGCCCGAGAGGCUCAUCCAGAGAAGUUCAACUCCAGAAUGAGGAACAAAUUGUUUUACGGACAAAUGGGUUGCAAGGAUUUAUUACUCACAAAAUGGAAGGACCUCUCAGAUUUUGUGACAUUGGAAUGCGACGGUCAGGAUAUGACGCCGAAAUUGAAGGAGCAUCGAGUUCAUGCUAUAUUAUUCUUGAACAUUGCCUCUUAUGGCGGUGGAACGCAUCCGUGGAGUGCGAGUAGCGGCACUAGAGAGCCCGCCAUGGACGAUGGUUUGAUUGAAGUAGUCGGCUUAACCACGUACCAGUUGCCCCUUUUACAAGCACGCGGACAUGGCACUUGUAUAGUACAAUGCAGCACAGCCAAGUUGGUUACAACGAAAACUAUUCCAAUGCAGGUUGAUGGCGAAGCCUGUCGUCUUCUACCAUCUAUCAUAACUUUAAAUGUAUUAAACAAAGCUACAAUGUUAACGAAAAGGAGAAAUGCGGGCAAACCUAAUCAAAAUAUAGCGAGACUAGAGAGGCUAAAGUUGCCCGUGAUGAAAAUAAAGAUGUCGGAUUACGAAACAUAUUAUCACGACAAAGAGAGAUUAAAGAAGGCGGCAGAAUUGUGGUUGGCGGAACCGCUUGAUCUCGAUGCCGCAACCGAUCUGGAGACCUUGAGGAAGCUCUUGGCGAAAGAUUAUAAUGUGGACUCUUGCUGUUUUCUCGAUUCAUGCACCACGGAAAGAUUUUUCAGAAUUGAUCGCGGCCAGGAACAGUUACAUUACGUGACAGAUGUCGCAGUAGAAGCUGUCUACGUUCUCGAUGAAGACACCGUUCAACAGCACGAGGGCCAAACUGGACCGAGUCAGAUCAUCGCUAGUCAAGAAAUGGAAACUGCACGAGUCCACUUGCCAAGCGAUGAACGUCUAAAGGAGAUGCCAGCCGUGACAGAGGAGCAAGAAAUUUCAAACGUAUCUAAAGAUGUUCAGGAACAAAGGCGAUCUUCCAUCGUCGAGAAAGCCAAACUUUCCGAGAGUAUUUCUUUCGAUAAAGAAUCCGAUGAUCAAAAUGCCGCGGUCAAGCCAAGAAAGCCAGCAAAUCGAAACUCCUUGGAUGUGCCAUCGCCGAGCGAAGACAUAAACAUCGAGUCUAAUUCUCUUAUAAAUCGCGAAUCUCUCAAACAGAAUUCUCGUGUCGUAAUUGCUCACUCAGAUCAAUUGCAGCAGCAAGACCGACCCCUCACUUUUAUCAGCCCUCGUGAUAGAUUGUUCAGUUUAAGCUCGGGAGUUCACGGAUUCAAUACUGAAUUGCUGGAGAAAAGCUGUGACGAUAUAUUAAGAGCGGCGAAAAUUGGGGAUCUUCCGACAUUGAAGCAACUUCAUCAAAAGGGAUACUCGCUUUUAUCGAUUGACGAAACCGGCCAAACGGCACUUCACUUGGCGUCAAAGCAUGGUCAUAAAGAUAUUGUCAGAUAUCUUAUUGCCUGUGCUCCACCGACAAUUUUGAAUAUGAUUGACAAUGACAAAGGGCAAACCGCUUUACAUAAAGCAGCUCAGUACAAACGUCGCUCUAUUUGCUGUAUGCUCGUAGCCGGCGGGGCAUCUUUGAUAGUGAAAGAUCGGCAUGGCAAUACGCCGCAUCAACUCGCUCUGAUCGCGGAAGAUCAUGAUUUGGCAGCGUAUUUACAAAGUCAAAAGCACUUUCAAUUGGUGACGGAUGAGAUGGAGAGCGAUCUCUGACCUCCAGCAUUGAUCGCCACGGCUUGAACCGUCCUGAACUGCUGCGAAAGAGGUACAACAAGAUCGAUCUAUUGUCGAUAAUUUGAUGACGUUUUUGCGGCAUUUUUUCCGAGAAUGCUCGUGAUAUUCUCAUUCGACGUAUGCGACGUAUGCGACGUCGACGAUUACGUGUUUGCCAAAUGUCGUAUUUUUCUUGUCGAUACUUCGAAAUUACUCUUACUAAGAUACAAUUAUCACAUAAUUAUACACAUAUAUACGUAACUAUAUAGCUGUUCUCAAUCGAUAAUAGAUCCUUAUUUUUCUCACUCGUAUACUUGCUCGCGAGACUUGUAGCUUUAUUCGCGUUCUUGUACUCGGCAAGUGGACCAUAAUCGGAUAGGGAGCAGCCCGAGAUUACUCCUAAGACGAGCAAAUCUAUUUUUCUUGUAUGACAUUUAAUGUCUCCCCCAGUCCGAUAUGAGACAGUCAAUUUUAUGUAUAUACACAUAUGUAUUUACAACAAAUUUUCUGACGUUACAGAAAAUAUAUCUUUCAUACACGAAAGAAAAGAAUAAUAAUACGGAAUCACGCAAAAAUGGCGAAAGAUUAUUUAUAGAGGUUAAUCGAAAAUAUGAAAUCGGUGCCAAUUUGUAACCGAGUUUUGAUGAAUUCUUAAUCCUUAAUGCCAAAGAUUAACUGUCUCAUGUUGGAUGCAUGUGCAAAGAUUCAUAGUUUCCACUCGAAAUGGGUGCUAUAAGCGGAUCGAUAAUCUGUUAGCUUUAACAAAAUUGAGAAAAAAUUAAAGGAUAUAAUUUUAGAGAAAGAGAAAAAACGAAAGGAACAUUCUAUAAACGAUACCAAAAUGUAAAAAGGGAUCAACGUACGAACACCAAUUAGUUGUUAGAGAUGCAGUCUAUCGCUAUUAACGUACUAUUACUAUAAUGAUUAUUUUUUUUUCGAAUUGAUAUAAGAUGUAUGUAUAUACAUAUGUGUAGAAUUUUUGAGGCGCUUAUCGCUUAUGGAUUCGCGCAUAUUCUAAAAAAAAAGACACUGUUUAUAAGUCAAUAUCGAUCGUGCACGCAACGAUUUCUUUCUUUCAUCUUGCAUCUUAAUCGGGCCCUUUUACUUAUCGAUACAUUUCUGUGAUCUUCUCUCUGUGGAAUCCUAUUUUAUAUUCUAUUAUACUUGUGGAAUAUGUAUCAAGCGCGAAUAUGUUAUCAUUGUAUCUUUUCUGUCUUUACCUCUCUCUUUUCUCUAUUUUCAAAUAUUCUCUGUUAUUUAAAAUUGUACAUAUACUAGCGCUCAAUAGUUUAAAUCUCUCUUUCGAGUUAAAAUCUAGUUUAAUUUAUAACUAUUUUUUUUUGUUAUAAAACU